This is a messenger RNA of Venustampulla echinocandica, 3345 nucleotides long. RefSeq lists its product as uncharacterized. Gene Ontology annotation, cellular component: actin filament; cytoplasm. Gene Ontology annotation, molecular function: actin binding; microtubule binding. Gene Ontology annotation, biological process: actin filament polymerization. Lineage: Eukaryota; Fungi; Ascomycota; Leotiomycetes; Helotiales; Pleuroascaceae. The coding region runs from base 1 to 3345 and encodes 1114 amino acids. The transcript has 4 exons. The record is from RefSeq and is a predicted model, not a curated record.
AUGAACACCAGUUCCGAUGCUGCAUGGAGCGUUGCCUCCUCCUCCAUCAUGCCCGUGCUUCCACCAAAGUCAAAUCGGCGAAGGGGAACUACACCCAGCAAGAAACAGAACAAGGCAGAUGUCUGGAAACGCGCCCUAGAUGUCAUGGGCUUGGAGCCGUUGAAUGAGCCAUCCACAAAGUCCGCCAGCUCCGCAUUCGCAUCCUCAUCCUCGUCCGCUUCCGCCUCAACGAACUUGAACCCAGACGUUUCGACAAUGACCACGCCCGAAGCAACGCCGGGACUCGGGGAAGCCUCAAGCUCGAAGAGGCCGCGGUCGAUCCUCGAUCUGCCCGUGGAGACCCAGAAGGAAAUCUUCAAGCAUGCAUCGGGAAACGAUCUUAUAGCCCUCUCACUCGUCUCGAAACAUUUCAGACAUCUUGCGGCGGAGCAGCUGUACCGGUGUUUCUCUAUUGUAUUCUUCGACGAUGACGAUCCCUCUACGGGGUCCCCGAUCGACGUUCUAGCCGCCGGCCUGGAGACCUUUGUUUCGAGCGAAUAUGAUUAUGGCAGCUAUCUAAAAGAUAUCUAUAUGGAGCCCGUGGCAGGCGGUGAGAAGGGAGAGCGCGCAUAUCGUGACUACUCGUAUGACACGGGCUGCGGCAAGUUCAUGAAUACCCUCUUUCUCCUGACGUUGCGCAAAGCCCCCGCACUGGAAACAUUCUUCUGGGAUAUCCGUGUCGAGUUAAGCCGUCCGGUCUUCCGGGCACUACAUCAGAUUCGAGCGCUCCAACACCUCCGGAUUCGAAUGCACAGCGGCCCCUCGUUAUAUCAAGCUCCUCCAGCGCUACCUCCAGCGCUACCAGCACCAGGUCCGGUCCACUCCUUGGGGCCACCCCCACCGCCUCCCCACCUCCCACCUCCUCCAAGUGGCUGGCCACAGGGUCCCCCUCCGCCUCCCGUGUUUGUCUCAAUCCCUUCUCACAAUGGCCCUUCUAUGGCAAGUCACCACUAUCCACCGACAAGCUCUAAUUCCUUCGCCAUGGGCAACAAGUAUGCCUCCAGAAUACAGACCAAGGCUUUGAAGAACCUACUUCCUCCAAUUACAAGGUCACCACCGACCCUCUCUGGCUUCAAAAAUUUGAAGACGUUGGAAAUAUUGGAUAUGGAUACACUCGACUAUACUAGUGAACUGCGCGCUUGUAUCCGAAAUUCAUCAUCCACCCUCACCACCAUGAGGAUCUCGUUUUCCGAGUUAUUGGCCAAUAAAUCGAGGAAACCUCCACCAGAAGUCCACUCGGACACCGAUUCGGAAGUCGAUGAUGAAUUUGGGCAGAUCAUUCCUCCUGGGCCGCCACCGCCGGGUUUCGCAUCAAGCGGGAAUGACCCCACAGCUCCAUCUAAGACUAUCAAGGCACAGGAGGAAAAGAAGAAGCAAGACGACGUGCUGCAGAAAAUCUUCGGAAUCCAGAUUGCUAAAAAGGCAAAGCCCGUGCCUACGGUAAAAUCCGACCCUGAGCCGUCAGCUAAGAACGAUGGAGAUCCUAAACUACUCUUCAUCAAAAACCUUGAACCCGUUGCUGCUAAGCUAAUGUCACAAGUCAAGUCUGGAGGCUAUCUGGCUACGGAAGGGAAGAAGGUCCUAGAGAUGAUUGAGAAAGCCGCAAAAACCUAUCUCGAUAGUGUCGAAAAUGCCAAAGAGAAAGAACCCCAGGCUGCCAGUGAUGGUGGAAGUGCGAAGGAAACUUCAGCUAGUUCCACGACGAGUGCAGAUGUCUUAGCCGGGGAGGACAGUCCCACGAGCGGUGAUGCCGCUACUAAGGAAGCAGGUCUGUUUGACGAUAAGCCGCCAAAGCCAAAGAAGACUGCAAAUGCUGAUCCGGAAGUGGCAAACCCGGAUGAUAUUGAUAUAGAAGAGCCAGAGGGGAAGGAACUUACGCUUGAAAUUGACGCUCCAGCAGUCGAAGCUGCCACUACCGAUGAGGCGAGCCGAGCUGACGUGGGAGGCGCGAAGUCUAGCGUUGGCGAGGAAUCUCAAGCCACCCUUGCCGAAGGAAGUCGAGGAAAGCUUAUGGUGCGAGCAACAUCACUCCACUCUACACUUGUCGAUAUCGAGCAGGAAGCCGAUUCGCUUCAAAGGAAGUUGGACGAGCUGAGAGAACGGAUGAUCGAUACAACGCCCACGCCCACCGAUCUUGAGGCACUCUCUGCUACCGAGUCUGAGUUCCAGAAAGUUUCGAAUCGAAUGGCGGAAUUUAAACUCAGUAUGGAGGAGUUAGAUGAACAGGUGGAGGAAACGUUGGGUAGGCCAGAGAAACUAGGGAAUGACAAGAUGAGCGAAUAUGUUCGUAACACCCGGGGACUGGGGCUCAAGACUCUUGCGAUCUACCUAAUUCCCGUCAAAGCGCAUAUUCUUUCCCGCGCCAUUGACCUCAACGUCCUAGAGGACAUUACGCUCCUCAACGUCGGUCCCCAAAUCCCAUUCUGGAAUGCCCUCGCUAAAGAAAAUACAAUCUCCCCAUUGCCUUUAAAGAAAAUCUACACGGACAAUGUCACAUUACAAUUCUUGGCGUUUGUUUCUCAAUUGGAAAACGUCACGGAGCUUUUGUUGUUAGAGAAGCAAAAGGGCCGAGUCGAAAGCACUGCUGCCAAGACAAACGUGACAAUCGAGCAGAUUCGAAAAGUUGUACUGAAGAAACACGCUGGCAACUUGAAAGUUUUGAUGAUGAAGAACGACUCUGGCCCGGAUUGGGAUCUAAAUGUCAAGACAACAAUGCUCUUAUGUCUUCGUGCAAAGCAAUUGGAAGAGCUGUCUGUGAGCUUUGGCACUAGGUCAAUGCAUACUCUUCUUCAGUUCAUGCCUGGAUUGACAUCCCUCCGCGCCUUGCACACCAAUCAAUUCCGCACUGAAGAUACUUGUGUGUGGGUUAUGCGCGAGUUCCGCAAGUUUACUGUUGAUAACGUGGCGCACAACCCGGAUAUGAAGCUUGAGUAUCUUGCUCUCGAUACAGUCGUUGACCGGUUGGUCCGUCGUUCGAAAGCGAACGCAUCGCAGAAGGCGACUGUGGAUAAGAAAGGCAAAGGUAAGGCAGCUAGUAACUCUAAGGUUCUUGCCGAGAUGAUCUUGGGGCCAGGCGGUACGUGGCCAGAUGGCGGAGUGCUUAACAACUCCGGAACAGCAGGAAUUGGCCCCAGUGCCCUAGCUGGACCGCUACUCGACAUGCAAUUGAGUUCAGACGAGGACGACGACUCGGCGCCAGUGGUAGGGAAACUGGGCUUGAAGAUUGAGACCGUGGAUAAUGUUCGGUUCCAUGACAUUGUCGGCGUGAGGAUAUUCGAGAAGGAUGUCAUCGGAGGGCGUCUAUAA